Messenger RNA from Triplophysa rosa, 2055 nucleotides. RefSeq names its product phospholipid transfer protein (gene pltp). The transcript is spliced from 16 exons. Gene Ontology annotation, molecular function: phosphatidylglycerol binding; phosphatidylcholine intramembrane carrier activity; phosphatidylethanolamine binding. Gene Ontology annotation, biological process: phospholipid transport; high-density lipoprotein particle remodeling; ceramide transport. The record is from RefSeq and is a predicted model, not a curated record. Lineage: Eukaryota; Metazoa; Chordata; Actinopteri; Cypriniformes; Nemacheilidae. The coding region runs from base 148 to 1608 and encodes 486 amino acids.
CUCUCUCUCUCUCUCUCUCUCUCUCUCUCUCUCUCUCUCUCUCUCUCUCUCUCUCUCCUGCACUAUAAACACACACACACUGCUGCAGAGAUCAGAGGAGAAAGAGCUGGACUGGUAUCUUUCGUGUAAAAGGUCUGCUGAGGAAUCAUGGGACUGUUUGAGGUCUCAGUUAUCGCUCUUCUUUCAUCGGUCACCAUGACAUUAGCUGAACCCCCCGGAUGUAAGAUUCGGAUCACAGCCCGAGGACUGGAGAUGUUGAAGUCCCAGACGAAGAAGUUUGUUGAAGACGAGAUCAGUAACAUCACGAUGCCAGAGAUGCGCGGCUCGGAGGGACGUUUCCAAUACACCAUUAAAAACGUGAAGAUUACAGAGCUGGACCUGACCUCUGACCUGCGCUUCCACCCUGAUGUCGGGCUCAUCUUUGAAGUGCACAACUCCUCCAUCACGCUCAACUUCCAGAGAAAGAUCUUAUACUGGCUUUUUUAUGAUGAAGGUGCUAUCAACGCCUCGGCAGAAGGUGUCAACAUCUUCACAGCCCUUCAUCUGAGUCGAGACGAGGAGGGACGCCUGAAGAUCGCCAACGCCACCUGUGAGGCGGCCAUCGCUAAGAUGAGAGCCAGGUUUAGCGGCACUCUCGGGAGGGUUUACGACUUCCUUGCCACCUUCUUGACUACAGGAAUGCGCUUCGUUUUAAACAGACAGAUUUGUCCAGCCCUGAAUCACGCGGCACUGGUUUUGGUUAACCAGCUGUUAGAAACCAUUCCCGUGCGUGCGGAGGUGGACAAUUAUGUCGGGAUCGAUUACUCACUGCUGAGUGACCCGGUGGUGACCGGACGCAGUCUUGAUAUGGAUUUUAGGGGCAUGUUUUAUGAUCUUAAGCAUGAGAAUAACACGCUAGUGAACUACGCUGUCAAUCCAGUCGUAAGAGAGUAUGAUCGGAUGAUCUAUCUGGCUCUCUCCGAGUAUUUCUUCGACAGCGGACUCUACGCUUACUACACAGGUGGAUUGUUCCAGAUGCAGAUAGCAAAUGAACGGAUGCCGAAGGAUUUGGAGAUGCUGCUCAGGACAACCUACUUCGGGACCAUCAUGAUGCUGAAUCCGGCUCUGAUGGAUCACCCCAUCUCUCUGGAGUUAGAGGUCACCGGUCCCCCUCGCUCCACCAUCAAGACCUCCGGUGCCAGUGUCUCCGUCAACUCAAACGUCAAAGUUCUGGUCUUGCCUCCGGGAAAAGCAGCAGUUCAGCUCAGCAGCAUGACAAUGGAAGGUAAAUUUAACGCAAAGGUGUCGAUGAAGGGAAAGCGCCUGGCAAUCCAUCUUGAUCUAAGACGAUUCAAAAUCUUCUCCAAUCAAUCUGCUUUGGAAUCAUUGGCUCUGAUUCCACUGCAGGGUCCUCUGAAGACGAUGUUACAGAUAUCUGUGGUUCCUCUCAUUAACAAUUACACUAAGCGUGGUGUGCAGAUUCCUCUUCCAGAUGGCAUUGACUUCAUCGAGGAGGUGGUCGAGUAUCACAAUGGUUACAUCAUCGUAGGAGCCAACCUACAUUUCAGAACAGGACUGCGAGAAUUAAUCGAGAAACGGCUGUCAAGCUCUUCAGACAACUCAAUUUGAGAAGGGAAUAAAUGGCGUGCAAACCUUAACAUCCAUUUCCAUGAAACAUACGGAUAGAUAUAAUAUUAGGACAAUAGAUUAUGAACUAACCUUCCAGAAAAGCAAGAUAUUGGUCAACUUUAACAAGAAUUCAGUCCUCAAGAUUGCAUAUACGGAAAAGACCUGUAUACAACACACGUUACUUUACAUAAGUAAAAUAGUUUUAUAUUGACUUACCGGUUUGGACUGAAACACAUACAUACCGCUGUAAUAUUAAAUGUAUAAACCGUGUAUUUGAUUUUGUACAAGUGUCUAAAAUCACGUUGGGUUGUUGUUCUAUAAAGUUUAAAACACUCUUUGUUGGAAAUCAUUUACCUUGAUACUGGUAACAGUUAAGUUGUAGAUAGUAUGAAUUAACAAUAAAAAUACCAUUAAUAAAACGGUCAGUUCUGGUCCUUGAUUCUGAUU